This is a messenger RNA of Scaptodrosophila lebanonensis, 2436 nucleotides long. Its product is annotated as dynein regulatory complex protein 1 homolog. Gene Ontology annotation, biological process: regulation of cilium movement; cilium-dependent cell motility; axonemal dynein complex assembly. NCBI's taxonomy places the organism in Eukaryota, Metazoa, Arthropoda, Insecta, Diptera, Drosophilidae. The record is from RefSeq and is a predicted model, not a curated record. The transcript has a single exon. The coding region runs from base 84 to 2306 and encodes 740 amino acids. Gene Ontology annotation, cellular component: axonemal dynein complex; axoneme.
CUUGGCAGUAGUUGUACUUUUUCAAUUAAAUAGCCAAGAGCUGUAUAUUUUAUAUUCGAUUUAAAACAAUUUAAAUACUCAACAUGGAAGACGAAGAGGACUUUGAGUUGGAUAGCAAUGCUGUCGACGAAGGGAGUGAUGGGGGUGAAGAGGAGGAACAGAUAGAGCUCGAAGCGGAAGCUCUGGAUAGCUGGUCCUCGUUUCAUGAGCGCAUUGAUGCUUUGCUGGAAAACGAGCAUUGUGAGAAGCCGGUGCGCAAGCUAGAUGAACGGCGGAAGAACACAUUGGAACGGGUACGGGAACAGUUUCGUACUGCACCCAAGUCCAUAGCGGACCGUGCUCGCUCGCAAAAGAAUCAAAUUGAACAGCAGUUGGAGCUGUCGAGCACUCGUCUGGGUGAGUUGAUGCGGUUCGGGGAUGAGCUUGUUACGAACAUACGGGUGGCGAAUGAAAGACGCGAGCUGGAUCGUCUGGCGUUCGAGUCCUCGCAGCAGACCAAGAUGGCUGUGAACCUGCAUCGUGAGAGCAUGCAGACAAUGGCCAAGUUUUCGAACAUCAAAUCGCGCUGGACGGAGCUGAAUGAGAUCAACGAGCCAAUGGCGCUGUGGGAGCAGAUCGAGGAUCAGAAGAAGCGCAUAGGCGAGAUCAUGGAGAGCAAGGACGAGAUGAUUGCGGCUUGCCAGCGGGAGAUCGACCGUAUGAAUGCAAAAUACGAGUACGACUGUGAGCGACAGGCUGCCGAUCUGAGCUGCCUGGUGGAGCGUGUGGAUCACCAGGUGGAGACACUGAAGGAUGCUUACAAGCAGCAUCUACAGAUGCUGCGUCACACCAUUGAGGACGAACGCCAGCUGUUCGCCAUCACAUCUGUGGAGAAGUGGCGCAGCUUCUUCGAUGCCCUGAACACAAAUUUUGAAGAGAAGACAGACUUUCUAAAGACUCGAGAGCGUUUCUACGCAGCCCAAACACAUCUGAUCACCGAAUCCCAGGAGGAGUUGACCAAAAGUACGCGCAUACGUCUGGAGAAGGAGUGCGAGCGUCUAGAACUUGAGCUGCGACGCACUCGCGACAAUGUGCUGAUGAACUCAGAGAAGCUGGACUACAACUAUCAGGUGUUGCAGAAACGGAAUGAUGAGAACGUCAUCAUCAACAAUCAACAGAAGCGGCGUGUGGCGCGUCUGCACGAAGCGGUGGUGCGCAUGCGUCAUAAGCUGGUGAGUAUCAACCAGACCGGCAAACAGACGAUCAAGCGUCUAUCGACGGAUAUCUAUAAGCUGCAUGCAAGUAUUAACGACAUGGAAUCAAAAGCGCACGCCACACGUCUGGCCAACAAGGAGAAGUUCGAUCGCAUGUGGGAAAUGAAUUACACGGAGUUGAUGGUUCUGGUUAAUCGAGUAUUCGAAAUCGACCGCAUCCUGCACGAACAGCAGCUGGCCAUACCUUGGCAGAAGGUUGAAGUGGAUACCACUGAUAUUAAUCCGAUGCCGCCGCGUCGGCACAACAAUAUUAUGGAACAGUUUCGAAGACGCGCUGGAAAACCGUCCAAGAAUCGGCCCAUUGUUAAGGUCAAGGCACACGAACCAGACGUUAAGGAACUGCCGAUAGAGACAGUGCGUCUGAUGCACAAUUUAAUGCGUAAGUUGGCGGAUCGGGGCGGAUUUCUCAUCGAGGAGCGCCUGAUUAAGAUACUAGAGCCCUACUCUGAGGAAGAUCAAUGUCUGGUGCGCAUCGACAACAUCUUUGCGGCACUACGGAUUCGCCGUCUACGCGAUGUCGAGCAACUCACACGCAUCUUUAUGCCCUUCACCUACUGUCCCAAUUGCCAGCCGGCUGGCCUUAGUCCCCAAAAGUGCGCUGAAGUGUUUAUGCAUGAUCGCAAGCAUAGUCGCUAUCUGAAACUGGCCGAUGUGGAACACCACGAGCAUUACGCCGAACCGGACUCAAUGAUCAGUAUUGCCGAUGGCAGGAAGUGUGACAAACACUAUCUAGUCAUGGAGCCAGCCCUCAUACUGCACGCCCUGAAUAAGUUCACCAAGGAGAUGCACAAACGCCUAUAUCUGACUCCGGUCGAUCCCCAUGUGCACGAAAUCAACUAUAUCCAGGUCACGGACGAGACCAUUCGCACCUUCUGGCGAAAGUUUAGCGCCUGCUUCCCCCAAUCAAAGCGCAGACUCUGGAAGAUCCUCGAACAUGGUCUCAACCACUAUGUAGAUGUGUUGAAGCUGCGCCAAGAAUACGACGCUGAGGUCGAACGUUUGCGUCUGCAAAACGUCGAAUUGGGUCACUUGCUCCAAAAGUAUUUGGUCUAGCCAACUACUCAGUGAACUGAUAUCCCCUUUUUACUUUUAUGGCAGUACAAUUUCAUUUUUUCAAAGUUUUUACUAAUGUUCGCUAUAAAUUCUGAUUGUAUAAUUCGCUCAAUAAAAACCACUUCUAUAA